AUGCACAUGAGAGAGACAAAUAUCUUCACAUUGAAGAAGGGGAGGAGUGCGCCAUUGGUUUUCCAUCCUCCAGAUGCACUGAUUGCUGCCCCCUUUGACGAUGAUGACAACGUCGUUCGGCGGUACACCUGUGAGGAGAAUUCUGUCCCCUAUCAGGUGUCUUUGAAUUCUGGGUACCACUUCUGCGGUGGUUCCCUCCUCAGCGAACAGUGGGUGGUGUCAGCAGGUCACUGCUACAAGUCCCACAUCCAGGUGAGACUGGGAGAGCACAACAUCGAAGUCCUGGAGGGGAAUGAGCAGUUCAUCAAUGCAGCCAAGAUCAUCCACCACCCCAUAUACAACAGCUGGACUCUGGACAAUGACAUCUUGCUGAUCAAGCUCUCCAUGCCUGCUGUCAUCAAUGCCCACGUGUCCACCAUCUCUCUACCCACUGCACCUCUGGCUGCUGGCACUGAGUGCCUCAUCUCUGGCUGGGGCAACACUCUCAGCUCUGGUGCCAACUACCCAGAUGAGCUGCAGUGCCUGGACACUUGUGUGCUGACCCAGGCUGAUUGUGAAGCCUCCUACCCUGGAGAGAUUACAAACACCAUGUUCUGUGUGGGUUUCCUUGAGGGAGGCAAGGAUUCCUGCCGGGUUGACUCUGGUAGCCCUGUGGUCUGCAACGGAGAGCUCCAAGGAGUUGUCUCCUGGGGCUAUUGCUGUGCCCUGAAGAACAGGCCUGGAGUCUACGCAAAGGUCUACAACUAUAUGAACUGGAUUAAGGACACCAUAGCUGCCAAUAGCUAA
Molecule: messenger RNA, 786 nt
Organism: Pongo pygmaeus (Bornean orangutan)
Lineage: Eukaryota; Metazoa; Chordata; Mammalia; Primates; Hominidae
Product: trypsin-2-like
Exons: 5
Coding region: 1-786 (261 amino acids)
Biological process (GO): proteolysis
Molecular function (GO): serine-type endopeptidase activity
Source: RefSeq, a predicted model, not a curated record